AUGGGAUCCUCUGACAUCGAGACGGCCGAUGCCGCCCAGGACGUCAAGACCUUGUCCCCCGUCGAGGACGUCACAAGCCACGCCACCGGCGCCGCCGUGCUCGUCAACCUCACCGACGAGCAGAACAAGCGCAUCCGCCGCAAGACCGACAAGGUCAUCCUGGCCCUCCUGACCUGGGUCUACUUUUUGCAGGUCUUUGACAAGGCCGUGCUGUCCACCAGCGCCCUCUUUGGCCUGCAGGCCGACACCGGCCUCACCGGCAACCAGUACUCGCUCGUCAGCUCCAUCUCUGCCAUCGCCCAGCUCGCCUGGCAGCCCUUCUCGGCCAUGCUCAUCGUCAAGGUGCCGCCGCGGAUCCUGAUGCCCGCCAUGACCCUGGGCUGGGGCAUCGCCGAGGCUAGCAUUGCCAGCUGCAAGAGCUUCCCGAGCCUGCUGGCCGCUCGCUUCUUCCUGGGCCUCUUCGAGGCCGGCUGCCUGCCGCUGUUUACCUACAUGACGUCCCUGUGGUAUCGGCGGUCCGAGCAGCCCGUGCGCAUUGCCAUCUGGAACGGCAUGAACGGCGUCGCCACCAUGGCCGCCGCUGCCAUUUCCUACGGCCUCGGCCACAUCCAGUCGGAUCUGCUGCGUCCAUGGCAAAUCAUCUUCCUCUUUGCUGGCCUGCUGACCAUCGUCUCGGCCCCCAUCGUCUACUGGAAGCUCGACAACGACAUCUCCGAGGCCCGGUUCCUGUCGGAGGAAGAGCGCAUCCAGGGCGUCGAGCGCCUCCGCGUCAACCAGACGGGUGAGAUCAACCACGCCUUCAAGUGGCACCAGGUCCUCGAGGUCGCCCUCGAGCCCAAGUCGUGGCUCUGGGUCGCCAUGAUCAUCUUGCCCAACAUGGCCUCGGGCAUGACCAGCGCCUUUGGCACCCUCAUCAUCCAGGGCUUCGGCUUCGACAAGUUCCAGACCUCGCUGCUCAACAUCCCCUUUGGCUUCAUGCAGCUCGUCAUCAUCCUGCUGUCCUGCUGGGCCGCCCAGAAGGCCAAGAUCAAGUCCGCCGUCAUCGUCGCCUUCACCAUCCCCGCCAUCGCCGGCACCGCCAUGCUCUACGCCGUGCCCCGCACCCACUCGUCCCAGCCCGCCCUGCUCGUCGCCUACUACCUCUGCGCCUUCCUCUUCGCCGCCAACCCCCUGAUCCUGUCGUGGGCCAUUGCCAACACCGCCGGCGCCACCAAGAAGUCCUCCAUGCUGUCCGUCGUCCAGGCCGGCGUCUCCGCCGGCGCCCUCUCCGGCCCGCUGCUGUUCAAUGCCAACCAGGCCCCCUACUACAAGCCCGGCAUCCGCGCCGUCCUCGGCAUCUUCAUUGCCCUCAUCGCCGCCUGCUGCUUCCAGGUCGCCAACCUGCUCUUCCUCAACCGCCAGAAGCGCAAGCAGCGCAUCGCCGCCGGCAAGUCGGCCGACGUCGUCGACGCCUCCAUGCAGAGCAAGGUCGUCAUCAGCAAGGGCCAGGAGCAGCAGCUCGACGAGGUGGCCAAGCUGGAUCUGACGGACAAGCAGAACGACCAGUUUGUGUACGUGUACUAG
This is a messenger RNA of Sporothrix brasiliensis 5110, 1563 nucleotides long. RefSeq lists its product as uncharacterized. Gene Ontology annotation, cellular component: membrane. Gene Ontology annotation, molecular function: transmembrane transporter activity. Gene Ontology annotation, biological process: transmembrane transport. Lineage: Eukaryota; Fungi; Ascomycota; Sordariomycetes; Ophiostomatales; Ophiostomataceae. The record is from RefSeq and is a predicted model, not a curated record. The coding region runs from base 1 to 1563 and encodes 520 amino acids. The transcript has 2 exons.